UUUACAUUAAGGUCACGGGACCAUCAUCUCACGAGGGUGACACAUUCAAGUUGAGCGGAACAGCCGAAGGGGAAGGGGAAACUGCCUUUUAAGCGUUUUUGCAUCGACCAAGUGCCCCAAGAACAGUGAGCAUCAUUCAUCCCUCACUGAAUAAAGCAUGACCACCGACCUCCUUACCAAUGCACCUGAAGUGGAGGCCCCCGUCUUCCCACCCCGGCCUCCACGACAGGGAAGACCAACGCCGCAUAUUUCCUCAAUGGACGAGUACAAGAAAAUGUAUGAGCAGAGUAUAGCGGAUCCUGCCACGUUUUUCGGAAAGAUGGCUCAAGAUCUUUUGACAUGGUUUAAACCAUUUGGAAAAGUCACUUUUGGGUCGUUCAAGGAGGGGAAUGUAUCGUGGUUUUUGGAUGGGCAGGUGAAUGCCUGUUAUAAUUGCGUCGACCGACACGCGUUGGCGAAUCCCGACAAGAUUGCCAUUAUUUGGGAAGCGGAUGAACCAAAUCAGCAUGUGUCGAUAUCGUAUGGUACCGUUCUUGCCGAGGUAUCGCGAUUGGCCAAUGUUUUGAAAAAGUAUGGUGUGCGGAAAGGGGAUACUGUGGCGAUUUAUAUGCCGAUGGUCCCCGAGGCUGUGUAUGCCAUGUUGGCUUGUGCAAGGAUUGGUGCUGUUCACAGUGUCGUCUUUGCCGGAUUCAGUGCAGAUGCGCUACGUGAUCGGAUGCUGGAUGCCAAGUGCAAGAUCUUGAUCACGGCGGAUCAAGGUAAACGAGGAGGCAAGACGAUUCAGUUGAAAAAGAUUGCGGAUGAGGCGCUUGCAGAGUGUCCGUCAGUUCAUACUGUCAUUGUGUUCCAGCGGACUGGGGAUGCGGCGGUUCCAUUCCAUCCCCCGCGAGAUGUGUGGUGGCAUGAUGAAACGAUGAACCAACGGCCUUAUUGUCCUUGUGAGCCGAUGAAUAGCGAGGACCCUUUGUUUAUGCUGUAUACGAGUGGAAGUACGGGGAAACCCAAGGGUGUAUUGCACACGACUGCUGGAUACCUUUUGGGAGUCACUGCCACUACAAAGUACAUUUUCGACCUUCAUGAAGACGACGUGCACGGAUGCAUGGCGGAUGUGGGCUGGAUUACAGGCCAUUCGUACAUUGUAUAUGGACCCUUGGCCAAUGGAGUCACGACCAUUCUGUUUGAGAGUAUUCCCACGUACCCAAAUGCCGGACGGUACUGGGAACUCGUAGACAAGCACAAGGUCACCUCGUUUUACACUGCUCCCACCGCGAUUCGCGCACUCCGACGUCUUGGCGACGAACAUCUCCAACCCUACAACCUCGAUACCCUCCGCGUCCUAGGAUCCGUUGGCGAACCCAUCAACCCCGAAGCCUGGAUGUGGUACUACAAAGUCGUUGGCCGAGAACGAUGCGCCAUUGUGGAUACAUACUGGCAAACCGAGACGGGCUCCAUCAUUAUUACCCCUCUUCCUGGUGCAACACCCAGCAAACCUGGCUCAGCAACUCUCCCGUUUUUUGGCGUGGAUGUCGCGGUAUUGGAUCCCCAAACGGGAAAAGAGUUGGUUGGAACGGGUGUUACGGGUGUCUUGGCUGUGCGGAGCUCGUUCCCUUCAAUUGCGAGGAGUAUUUAUGAUAACCAUGAACGGUACAUGGACACGUAUUUGAAACCUUAUAUCGGCUAUUAUUUUACUGGGGAUGGAGUGACGAGAGAUAAGGAUGGGUACUAUUGGAUUAGAGGACGCGUUGAGCUAGAUGUGAUCAAUGUCUCUGGUCACCGAAUGAGUACCGCGGAAAUCGAGUCGGCCUUGGUGCAACACGCGGCAUGCGCAGAAGCUGCUGUUGUUGGCAUUCCUGAUGAACUGACAGGUCAAGCGAUUGUGUGCUUUUGUACGUUGAAAACGCAUACGGCCCCACAAGCUACCGAUCAAACCCUCCUUGCGGCUCUUACCUCCCAAGUCCGGUCGCAUAUUGGCCCCUUUGCCACACCCAAACGCAUUGUGGUGACCCCCGACCUCCCCAAAACCCGCUCUGGCAAGAUCAUGCGACGAAUUUUAAGAAAAGUUGCUGCGGGGGAUGUAGGUGAAGAGGAUGUACUCAAUGAGGAUGUGUUGAGGCUAAAGUUGGGGGAUUUGACAACGUUGGCGGAUCCAGGGGUUGUUGCGGCGCUUGUCAAGAGGGUUGCGACGAGUCAGUAA
Spizellomyces punctatus DAOM BR117 is the source of this 2194-nucleotide messenger RNA. RefSeq names its product acetate-CoA ligase. Bases 158 to 2194 code for a protein of 678 amino acids. The record is from RefSeq and is a predicted model, not a curated record. Gene Ontology annotation, molecular function: AMP binding; acetyl-CoA synthetase activity. Gene Ontology annotation, cellular component: cytosol. Lineage: Eukaryota; Fungi; Chytridiomycota; Chytridiomycetes; Spizellomycetales; Spizellomycetaceae. The transcript is spliced from 12 exons.